This is a messenger RNA of Hemiscyllium ocellatum (epaulette shark), 808 nucleotides long. It is a transcript of the gene bola1, whose product is annotated as bolA family member 1. NCBI's taxonomy places the organism in Eukaryota, Metazoa, Chordata, Chondrichthyes, Orectolobiformes, Hemiscylliidae. The record is from RefSeq and is a predicted model, not a curated record. The transcript is spliced from 2 exons. Gene Ontology annotation, cellular component: mitochondrion. The coding region runs from base 197 to 637 and encodes 146 amino acids.
CGCUGGCCGAACGCGGGCCGGAGCCGUUGGUUGACAGUUGCCCGGUCUCGCGCGUCAGAGAGAGGGCCCAGGCCUGAGCCUGAGGCGGACCCACAGCCCGAGCCCCUUCACCGGCCGCUCCGUCAUUGGAUUUUCACCCGUUCACCGGAUCCUUCCUAACGAUUCGCCGAGUUGGCAGGUGAUAACAGCAGCCUGGAUGAGCACCCUGCUGAAGCUGCUCCGAUCUGUGCCAGUCCUUAGCUCAAGAGCAGUGAUAAUGACCUCGGCAACUCAUGCCAUGGAUGGGCCAGUGAUGAGUGCCAUUCACCUAAAGCUGGAGCAGAGACUGACACCCACACACUUGCAGGUCAUCAAUGAGAGCUACAUGCAUGCGGUGCCUCCUGGCUCAGAGACCCACUUUAAGGUGGUGGUGGUGAGUGAGAGAUUUGAAGGGAUACCUUUGCUCCAGAGACACCGGAUGGUCAAUGACAUUCUGAAGGAGGAGCUGGCAACCAGGAUCCACGCCCUUUCAGUCCAGGCCAAGACACCCCGGCAGUGGGGAGCUGAGCCUCACUUCGACAGGAGCCCGGCCUGUCUGGGAGGGUCCAAACAUGACCCAAAUGUGGCAGUCAAACUGGAAGCACUUUCAAAAGACUGAGGGGCUCUGAGGAGGUUAUGCAGGCCCCAGGACAAAAGGACUGAUUCAGACAGGAGUCACUGUCAUAUUAAACACCGCUGGAAUGUUCCAACAAGGCAAGACUUUGGUCAUGUGCUGCUUUAAAUAUGGCAACUGAUCAAGAAAAUAAAUUUGUUUGCCUUGCAAUUUCAA